AUGAAGGCCAUUGUGAUGGAUGGUGAGCCUGGAAAGGCAUCUCUCGUUACCGACCGUCCUUACCCGCAGCAAAGGCCCGGAUACCUCCUCGUUGACGUCAAGGCUGUUGCAUUGAACCCGACUGACUGGAAACAUAUCGAUUGGAUGAACCACAAAGGCCUCCUGGUCGGUUGCGAUUAUGCCGGCGUGGUUGCAGAGACAGGAACUAGUUAUUCGAAACCAUGGAAAGUGGGUGAUCGAAUCUGCGGCUUCGCCCAUGGCAGCAAUGAGUUGCAGCCCGAGGAUGGGGCGUUCGCUGAGCGGAUCACGGUCAAGGCUGAUGUCCAGAUGCGGAUUCCCAGCCACAUGUCGUUUGAAGAUGCAGCGACAAUAGGCGUUGGUGUUGUUACCUGUGGGCAAGGACUAUUCCAGAAGAUGGGCCUGGAUCUUCCCACACAACCUUCUACGAAAGGCGAAUUCAUUCUGAUCUACGGCGGAAGCUCAGCUACCGGCACAAUGGGGAUUCAAUUUGCGAAACUCGCUGGGUAUACACCCAUCACCACAUGCUCUCCCCGUAACUUUGAUCUCGUCAAAUCUUUGGGAGCAGUAGCCGCAUUCGACUACAAUGAUCCGGAGUGUGCAGCCAAGAUCAAGGAUUACACCAAGAACCAUCUCAAGUCCGUCUGGGAUACGAUCUCUCUGGAGAAAACAGCCGAACUUUGUGCAGAAGUGAUAUCGCCUGGCGGGACUUAUGGUGCGAUUUUAAACGUCAAGUUCCCUCGGGAGGACGUCAAGACUACGUACAGUCUGGGAUACACGGCGACUGGAGAUCCCGUGAAGAAGAAGGCUUUCGAGAGUCGAGACAAUACCAAAGACUUUGAGUUCAUGAAGACGUGGAUUGACGUAGUAGAGUAUAUUCUGGAGCAGGGACGCUUGAAGGUUCAUCCUCCCAAGGUGGGCAAGGGGCUGGAGAACGUCCUAGAGGGAUGUGAUUUGUUGAGGAAGGACAAAGUAAGCGGUCAAAAGUUGGUGUAUGUUUUGUGA
Cladophialophora psammophila CBS 110553 is the source of this 1023-nucleotide messenger RNA. RefSeq lists its product as uncharacterized. The record is from RefSeq and is a predicted model, not a curated record. The transcript has 2 exons. Lineage: Eukaryota; Fungi; Ascomycota; Eurotiomycetes; Chaetothyriales; Herpotrichiellaceae. Gene Ontology annotation, molecular function: oxidoreductase activity, acting on NAD(P)H. Bases 1 to 1023 code for a protein of 340 amino acids.